AAUGACGUGAUACGCAUUUUACGUAGCAUGGGACGUUAUUGUUCAGCGUGAGCGUAUUCUGCUAAAGUGUUAGCAAGGUGCUUGCUAAUAGUCCUAACAAUUGAAAUAAAUAUUCAGUUUAGUCGUAUAAUAGAGCCGAUUGGCUUUCAGGUGCACCUUGUUUUUUCCUGUAGUCUGCUAUGAGCAAGAGGAAAGCACCACAGGAGUCCCUAAAUGAGGGAAUAACAGACUUUCUUGUUGAGCUGGCCAACUACGAGAAAAAUGUCAACAGAGCAAUACACAAGUACAAUGCAUACAGGAAAGCAGCAUCCACCAUUGCAAAGUAUCCUAACAAGAUUAAAAGUGGAGAAGAAGCCAAGAAACUGGAUGGAGUUGGUGCUAAAAUAGCUGAAAAGAUUGAUGAGUUCUUGCAGACUGGCAAACUACGAAAACUGGAAAAGAUCCGAAAUGAUGACACCAGCUCCUCCAUAAAUUUCCUCACUAGAGUCACUGGAAUUGGGCCUGCUGCUGCCAGAAAGUUUUUUGAAGAAGGGGUCAAGACAUUGGAUGAUUUGAAGAAGGUAGAGCACAAAUUAAAUCAUCACCAAAAGAUUGGACUCAAGUACUUUGAAGAAUUUGAGAAAAGGAUCCCAAGAGCUGAAAUGGAAAAGAUGGAGACUCUUAUUCUGAAGGAAUUGAAGAAAAUUGAUCCAGAAUAUAUCGGAACAAUUUGUGGAAGUUAUAGAAGAGGUGCUGCAUCGAGUGGUGAUAUUGAUAUUUUGCUGACUCAUCCGAAUUACACUUCUCAAACAGAGAAGCAGCCUAAGCUUCUUCAUGCUGUGGUCGAUCAUUUGGAGUCCAUUGGGUUUGUGACCGACACUCUGUCCAAAGGAGACACCAAGUUCAUGGGAGUCUGCCAGCUGCAGGAAAAUGAAGAUGAGGAUGAGGAAGAGGAAGAACAUCUUCACAGGCGCAUUGAUAUUAGGUUAAUUCCUAAGGAUCAGUACUACUGUGGAGUUCUGUAUUUCACUGGAAGUGACAUCUUUAAUAAGAACAUGAGGACUCAUGCGCUGGAGAAGGGCUUCACUCUGAAUGAGUAUACCAUCAGACCACUUGGUGUCACUGGUAUUGCAGGAGAGCCUUUGUUGGUGGAUAGUGAGAGAGACAUCUUUGAUUACAUCCAGUACAGAUACAGGGAACCUAAGGAUCGCAGCGAGUGAAGAAAAUCUAAAGUGGUUCUGCAAACAUGAAUUACAAAAAAAGGAUCUUGUUUGUUUUUUUUUUUUACUCUUUUACCACUUUUACUAUUCACUCAUUACGCUGAAAAAGAGCAAUAAUGGAAAGAUUUAUUUCUUAGAGUUGGAUCUUUUUCUUAACUUAAAUUGAAGUGAUCUUCACAUCCUGGUCUUGGUAUUUAUUUAUGCUUCACCGUCCUGUCCUAUGGAAGUACUUCUGCUGUAUUUUGGGGCUUUACUUCAUAUCAGCUAUAGUUUUAUGUCCCUCAUUUUCAGACUGUUUAUUGUAAACCUAAAAGGGGAGUUACAUUUUUAUAUAUA
Molecule: messenger RNA, 1535 nt
Organism: Cyprinodon variegatus (sheepshead minnow)
Lineage: Eukaryota; Metazoa; Chordata; Actinopteri; Cyprinodontiformes; Cyprinodontidae
Gene: polb
Product: polymerase (DNA directed), beta
Exons: 14
Coding region: 180-1199 (339 amino acids)
Biological process (GO): double-strand break repair via nonhomologous end joining
Cellular component (GO): nucleus
Molecular function (GO): DNA-directed DNA polymerase activity; DNA binding
Source: RefSeq, a predicted model, not a curated record